Messenger RNA from Bursaphelenchus xylophilus (pine wood nematode), 2839 nucleotides. The record is from the annotation of a GenBank genome assembly. NCBI's taxonomy places the organism in Eukaryota, Metazoa, Nematoda, Chromadorea, Rhabditida, Aphelenchoididae.
AUGUCUGUAUUGCAUCCGGACAACCCGACCACGUCGUUUGGCCGAUUGCCCGACUUUGCAAAUGAAUCUCACGUCCCACAGCGGGUGGAGCCAUGGCUCAUCAGCGACGAAACCGCGCUCAGCGACGAUCUCACACUCAUUGACUCGAUCUUGGGUAAGGAAAAGAAAGGACACGCUCUCAAAGUGCCUAGGGUCUCAUCUCUAGACGUUUUGCGGCGUACGUCGACAUUUUAUACGAUAAAAGAUUUCUUGGAACAUUUUAUCGUAUACAAGUCGCCUUAACAAAAAAUUGAAAUUUAACGCCAAUAUUUACUUAGAUAACUCUUAUUUAUGUCAUUUAAAAAAUGACAGUGUUUUUCAAGACAUUUUAUACGAUGAAAACAGUUCAAGAUUGUUUGGACAGAUUUUAUCGUAUAACAUGGUAAAGUCGUUACUUUUGUGAUUUUAAAAGGCCGUUUUCUACAACCCUUUAAAAUAGCAUGACUAAGCCAUUAUUUUUAGGUCUAGGUUCCCUCGGUGAGCCGACAUUUGUCGACCAAACCAGCGACAAUCUCUCAACCCCUUCCAAUAUUUUCCUCGGCGGUCGUUCCCAUCAACAGCUCCGUCAUUUAUGCAAACAAGUCCUCGUACAGCGACUCCCCUUUGUCGGGUUUGAAUUUCGCUACUGGGAUUUGGCGAUUCUGGUGCCGAAUCUGUUGUUUUUACUGUUUUUGCUGAUGAAAUGCGGGAACAUGCGCAGAAAGUUGAGACAUACAAGUUCGCCGCUAUUUCGGGGGUUUUUCUUCUUGGUAAGUGUUGAAAAAUUUUGCUAUGGUCAAAUGCGACCUUACCUAUCGUGUUUUGAGACAAUUUCUAAUCAAUUUUAUGAGUUAGGUAGAACCUUUACCAUUUUAUACGAUUAAAUAUUUCCGGUUGAUUAAGUACAUGUUUCAUCGUAUAAUAUGGAAAUUAUAAAAUCCAGGAAGUCAAAUUACUUCGAAGUCCUGUUUACGAAAAUUGUAUCGCAAGGUGACACGUUAUACGCUGAAAACUGCUCAAAACGUGUUAAAACACAUUUCAUCGUAUAAACCGUCCCAAUCCCAAAAUAUACUAAAAUCUCAAUUUCAGGUGUAUGCGACAACAAUUCUGAACAUAACUCGAUGUGGAACUUCGAUGGCUCUCUCGGUUUCAAACCCAUUUGGAGCUUUUGUUGAUCAAAUUCUCUGGCUGUCCUUGAAAUUCCUCGUUCUAACCGCUGAAUUAUCGGUGUUGGCCUUUGGGCUUCUUCUGGGAUCGUUGGACUCCGCCAGAAAUCUUCGGAGAGCAUUGUUUUUCGUUGUAGUGUUCAGUGGAAUUCAUUCGGCAAUGCAGGCAAUCUUGGAGUUCAAAGUUUGGGAUGACGUAAGUUUUUCCAAAAAUUUCAGCUAAAAAAAUCGGCCUUGAAUAACGAAAAAAACACUUGAGAUUGACCUGCUCAACUGACAGCUUCAUUUCGCAGAUUUUAGGCGGUCAAAGUUUGUUUCAAUUUUUUGAAUUUCAAAAUAACCGCCAUAAUUGGCAUUCUGUUAAAGCUCUCAAAAAUACGCCCAAAGCAAUGAAAAAGCGAUUACAGCACUUCCUUUUUCACCUGAUCAACUGACAUCUUCAUUUUGGACAUUUUAGGCUGUCAAAUUUCCUUUCAAUUUUUUGAAUUUCAAAAUUCCUGCCAUAAUUGGCAUUCUGUCAAAGCUCUCAAAAGUGUACCCAAACCAAUGAAAAAUCGAUUACAGCACUUCCUGAUCGAGUCCUUCCGAAUCUACGCGCAUGGCGGUAUGGGAUUCUGGAUGAUUUCCUCCGGAUUUUUCGCCAUGUUGUACGCCCUGGCCUGCUGUUUCCCGCUGAUCUGUUGUCGGCGCGUUUGUGCGCCCCGAAGAUGCUCUUUCCAUUCGUAUUGCAUGCUCAUGGCCACGCUGAACAUUGUGCAGUCGUUUGGCUCGGUGUUGAUCAUGUUGGAUUGCCCGGAUGGGAUGUGUUUGGCGGAUGCGACCAGCUUCUUGUACUUCACCUUCUACACCCCGUUGGUCUACUUUGUCUUCUUGCGGCGGUCCAUGAAGUAAGUUAAUGGUGACAAAAACGAGUUUCAAGUUUCGUAUGCCAUUUGAUGAGUCGUAUGAAUGCUUAUUUUACAAUUUUCAGUUCGAAGAGUUUCCCGUAUCGACAACAUAAGAAUGCGCCCAAUACCGAUGUCUAUCAACCCCGGUUUUCUGGUAAGUUUUCGUCUAGAAAAGAAAGCGAAAGACAGAUAAAGUACCACUAGAUCAAUUAAGCUUCCUUAAAAAGCCUAGUGAUAGUGUAUCAAUAUUUUCAGGACUGAUCUCUCCAUCCUACGACGACUUCUUCGACUACGACCGCAUCAUGCAGCAGGACAGCACGCAUCUCCAAAACAUUCUCCACCUCAACUACGACUUCUACCAUGCAGCGCAGGAUUUUCGGGACCCUUUCGGAACCGAGAUCCCUCUCAUGUCAAGCCGAACGCCUGAUUCCACAAUCACCACGCAUAUGGAUUCUGAUGGAAAUAUUGAACUGGGCGACAACUCAACCAGCUCCGAAAGCCGUCCCAUUAUUCGCCCACCAACGUUGCACAAGCACAAACAACUCAAGUAAGACUCACUCUCAUGUCUUUUUCCUUCAAAUUGCAUACGAUGAAACAUUUCUGACAAGUCUGAUUGUUAUACGAUCAAACAUGUUUCGUCGUAUAAAAUGUCUCUUUUCGCAAAUUUACACUAAUUUAGAUAUUUUUAGACUUGGAUCGGAUGGACGAUGGAGUUUCGACACUUCGGAUCAAUCGCCAGACUACUUUUCCCGCCGACGCUGGUACUAA